CUCCAUAUACCAGAAUGCAGCUGUGUGUAAAUGCUAGCUAAUGUUGUGAAUGAAGUUCAAACCGAGGGAUCCUUCCAUCAUCAAAAAUACAUCCCACCACGUAUUUAUUCCGACGUUUUUCUCGUAAUGGUUUAAUGACAAGUUGGCGUCGACACGGUCUAUUCGUAGUGGUUAGCGCGUGAUAUAAUUUAAAUGUUUUACUAUGGUUUGGCAUGCAACCUGCAGUUAGCUAGGCUAGGCUAAGCUAACGCAGGCUAACGUAUCAUGUCGUGUUUACUUUACAGUCCGGUUAAACACUACUUAAACAUGAAUUAGUGCAUGAUACUAAGUUAUGUGGCCACACGCGUUUUAAACUGGUACGUUACAGUGGGGCAGCACUAUAGAUCAUUUCAUAAACUCGAAAAGUCAUUAAGUUGUGGAGAAGAUGACACUGGCACCUAAGGACCUCUCCAACCUGCUGAGCAUUAUCUCGGAGGAGGCUUGCACCAACACCUUCGAGAGCCUCUCCGCGGCUUUCCACCACUACUUCGGCAAGGCAGAACACUUCCGAGUGGGCUCGGUGCUGGUGAUGCUGCUCCAGCAGCCCGACCUACUCCCAAGCUCGCCGCAGCGGCUCACGGCCCUGUACCUGCUGUGGGAGAUGUACCGCACCGAGCCGCUGGCCGCAAACCCAUUUGCCGCCGUGUUCGCCCACCUGCUCAACCCGUCACCUGUGGGCGACGAGCAGGAGAGAGUUCUUUCAGGCUUCCUGCCUCCAAUCACCCACCCAGAAAAGUUUUUCCUGUCCCAACUGAUGCUGGCUCCUCCCCGCGAGCUCUUCAAGAAGACCCCCAGACACGUGUCCUGCAUGGACGUGGCCAACAUGCCCCAAUCCAUCGACAUCAGUGGCCUACAGCUAGCUCUAGCAGAACGUCAGUCGGAGCUCCCCACCCAGAGCAAGGCCAGCUUCCCCAGUAUCCUCAAUGACCCCGACCCUGAUUCGUCUAACUCUGGCUUCGACAGCUCAGUGGCCAACCAGAUCACAGAGUCGUUGGUCACCGGGCCCCGCCCCGCCCUAGAAAGUCAUUUCCGCCCAGAGUUCAUCCGUCCCUCCCCCCCGCUCCACGUGUGUGAGGAUGAGUUUGCAUGGCUGAACCCCAGCGAGCCGCAGCACGGGCUCCAGUGGGACCGCUCCAUGUGUGUGAAGAACAGCACCGGCGUGGAAGUCAAGCGUCUCAUGGCCAAGGCCUUCAAGAGCCCCCUGUCGGCCCUCCAGCAGUCCCAGCUCCUGGGAGACCUGGAGAGGGACCCUAAGCUUGUCUACCACAUUGGCCUUUCUCCAGCCAAGCUGCCAGAUCUGGUGGAGAACAAUCCACUGGUUGCCAUUGAGAUGCUGCUGAAGCUGAUGCAGAGCAGCCAGAUCACAGAGUACUUCUCUGUCCUCGUCAACAUGGACAUGUCCCUGCACUCCAUGGAGGUGGUCAACAGGUUGACGACGGCUGUAGAUCUACCUCCAGAGUUCAUCCACCUCUACAUAUCUAACUGCAUCUCCACCUGUGAGCAGAUCAAAGACAAGUACAUGCAGAACCGCCUGGUGCGCUUGGUGUGUGUGUUCCUCCAGUCCCUGAUCAGGAACAAGAUCAUCAACGUCCAGGACCUUUUCAUCGAGGUCCAGGCCUUCUGCAUCGAGUUCAGCCGCAUCCGCGAGGCGGCCGGCCUCUUCCGCCUCCUCAAGACCCUGGACACCGGAGACACCCCCGCAGACAUCAAGCCCGCCAAAUAAGGCCCCUGUGUCUCCCGCCUGCACCCCCUGCUACACCCCGCCACCACAACCCCCGCCCCUCACCCAGCCCAGCUGCCAAAUAGUGGUCCGCUAGAGCACGGCCCCCAGUACAGACUCUGAUGUACAUACUGACACUCUGCUCCCUGACGCUCCUUUUCUACUCCUUUCCGGGAGACCCAUGGAACGCUGUGUGGACCUUUCAUUUUCUUAACGCAGGAGUUAACUUUAGUUUGGUGUUAUAAGGAGAAUGAACUGUGUUUCAUUAAACAGUGGAAAUACUGA
Molecule: messenger RNA, 2044 nt
Organism: Gadus morhua (Atlantic cod)
Lineage: Eukaryota; Metazoa; Chordata; Actinopteri; Gadiformes; Gadidae
Gene: cnot11
Product: CCR4-NOT transcription complex, subunit 11
Exons: 7
Coding region: 425-1762 (445 amino acids)
Cellular component (GO): CCR4-NOT complex
Source: RefSeq, a predicted model, not a curated record